AUGAAGGAAUUAGACAAAAGAAGACAGUUUCCAACGAAUACAAUUUCAGCCAAAUUAAAAUGUCGCGUAAAAGUAUUAGAAUACAAAAGUAAGCACCGCUCAUUAAAAGGUAAAUCUGGCAGUGACAUAGCUAACAGCGGUCAAUCAAUCGUAAGCAGUGCUUUGAUUCAGCAAAUAGAGCAAAAAGAGCUAAUCGAUGUCUACGUUCCUUUGCCUUCCGAGCAGUUGCACAGUGCAUUGUUAAGUCGAGGCAUGGCUGUCCGAGCACUGGCAGUGUUGUGA
Thelazia callipaeda (thelaziosis nematode) is the source of this 282-nucleotide messenger RNA. The record is from the annotation of a GenBank genome assembly. Lineage: Eukaryota; Metazoa; Nematoda; Chromadorea; Rhabditida; Thelaziidae.